Arthroderma uncinatum is the source of this 5244-nucleotide messenger RNA. Its product is annotated as ankyrin repeat protein. Bases 1 to 5244 code for a protein of 1747 amino acids. Gene Ontology annotation, molecular function: protein binding. Lineage: Eukaryota; Fungi; Ascomycota; Eurotiomycetes; Onygenales; Arthrodermataceae. The transcript is spliced from 6 exons. The record is from RefSeq and is a predicted model, not a curated record.
AUGUCUUCUAUACCACCCCUUCCUCCCGUGCCGGCGAAACACUCUGGCCUUUUGAGCUACAUCAAAUCUAACCGUGAUACCCCAGUCGGAGAGCUACUCAAACCGUACAAUGAAUACGAUUCGGUGUUGCGCCAGAUUUUCGCCCAGGAGCCUACUAACGCUCUGUUGGCCGACAAUCAUGUCAAUUUGGUGCCAUUGUACGAUGGUGAUGGCACUGCGGAUCUCCUUGUUCAGGCUCGAGACUUGAGAUCCGAGCCAAAGGAAGUUAGUGACAAGUAUAUCCUAUCCCUCAAGGAUGAGGAUCGCAAACCAAAUGGUUCUCCGGCUAUCGUGACUACGUUUAAAGAGUUCCAAACCAACUUCAACCUGUUCUCCGAGAGCUCUCUAAGCGAUCUCGAUUGGAGCAAUGUCGUGGCUGCCGGAAGCUCUGUCGUGUCUGCUCUUCUCCCAGUGCCGGAAGAGUAUAAUGAAUCAAAGCGACAACUUCGUCACUUCUAUCACCAAAAAUUCGCUCCUGCCUCCGACGUUGAUCUCUUCAUUUACGGGUUGAAUGAAGAACAGGCUAUUGAAAAAAUCAAACAAAUGGAACAAAAGAUAAAGGAUUCAAUCUUAUACGAAACAACAUCUGUCAGGACGAAGAAUACCAUUACCAUUGUGUCCCAAUACCCUACUCGUCAUGUCCAGAUAGUUUUGCGGAUCUACAAAUCAAUUGCAGAAAUUGUUACUGGAUUUGACGUUGAUUGCGCCUGUGUGGCCUAUGAUGGCCAUAACGUCUAUGCUGCACCUCGCGCAGUCGCCGCUCUUAUGACCCAGGCGAAUAGAAUUGACCUCACAAGACGCUCCCCAUCUUAUGAGAAUCGUCUAUCAAAAUACUCACAUCGCGGGUUUGAGGUGUUUUGGCCUGAACUAGAUCGCUCUCGCAUUGACCCUACAAUUUUUGAGAGGAGCUUUAUGAAGACAGUUGGAUUGGCUCGUCUCUUGGUUCUAGAACGGCUGCCAACUCCAAGUGAUCGAGAGAUGUAUAUGGAGCAAAGACGUCUGGAACGUGGCCGCCCACCUCUGAUUACCAAUUCACGACGAAACAUGAGAAAACUACGAGGAAAUAUUAAAAAUGAUUGGGAAGAUGAAGUAGCAGAUUGGGUGGAUGAAGAGGAAAUAUCUGAUUAUCAUACAAUUACGAUCCCAUACGGGGAGAAGUUCCACGCAAGAAAAAUCGAGAAGCUUUUAUACACACACGACUUGUUGUUGAAUGCUGAGUGGAACAAUCAGAAACGGGACGUUAACCUUCAUCGACACCCUGUAUUUUUUGGGGAUGUUAAGGAUAUUAUCCAAGAUUGCUGUGGUUCUUGCCCAAAGCCGACUACUCCAGAGGAAGAGGAGAUAUGGGAAGCGGAAAGCAAGAUCUACAUAUCGGGAGAGAUCUCCUUCAUCAAAGAUGAUCCUGGCAGGCAGGCAAUCGGAAGUUUCAACCCCAUCACUGAAACAGACUGGACUGAAAUGGCAUAUAUCGGAAAUACCACUCGGCUCUUCCAAGCAAUUGUCGAUAAUGACCUUGAAACGGUUCGGGAAUGGCUUGCGCAGGAGGACGCCGACCCUUAUCGUCGUGAUCAUACGGGAAGAACUCCUUUACACCUUGCAACAAUGGUAUCUACACCAGAGAUUGUCCAGUGCCUCGUUGACAAUGGGUCAAGGCUCAUUGCACGCCUUGCUGAUGGUCGAAUGGCUUUGCAUCUUGCAGCCGCACGUGGCAACGUCGAGAUUAUCCGAAUUCUACUCAACAAGAGUGCAGAAAAUGAAGAAGCAGAAGAAGCUAAGAAAGACCAGCUACGUAAGGAUGCGAAAAAUCCACAAGAUUCGGUCAACAACGUCAAAGAUAUCGAUAUGGAGGGUGCGGAUGACUUAGAAAUUGUCAGCGAAAAUGCAGAGGACUCGGAUGACAAGAUGUCUUUCGUGACGGGCUCUUUUGUUGACGUUAAAAAGGAUGACGCAGAGCAAGUCGAGGAGGACAACGUCCCUGAUGACGACAAAGCAUCUGAGCCAGAUAUUAUAGAUAUCAACGCCAUAGCUUGGGACAGUCAGGCUUCUCCCCUGCAUAUCGCUAUUAUCCACAAUCAUCCAGAUGUUGUGAAGGAACUCGUUUCUUCUUAUGGGGCGGAUGUACUCCUUCCCAUCAAGCUGAAGGAACUUCACAGGGGCCUGCGCGCAAUCCUUCCUCUUACUUUACCCCUUCGACUACCUCUUGAGAAGGCUAUCAACAUGACAGAGGUACUCCUGAAUUUGGGUGCUACUCCGGCCCAGGCAGAGAUAACUGGAAAAACUCCGCUGCACUAUUUUGCUGCUUCACCCUAUCCAGAGCUAUUUGAUACCCUUGCAAAACACGAUUCUCCUGCCGUCAAAAGGGCAAUUGAUCAUGUGACUGUUGAUGGUAUUAGCUACAAUCCCAUCGCAGAAACUGCAUUAACAGUCGCCGUGAAGGCAAAAAACACUACCACCAUUACGAAACUACUUGAUCUUGGUGCAUCGGUAAACAUUGAGUUUGGCAACUACAUGAAAUCCGCUCUACUUCGAUGGGACAGCCUAAAAAACUCGGACUCGAAACAAAACCUAGCGCAAUUCCAAGGAAACGUUUCGCAGCCCGUUGUAAUUGCUAUACUGACGGAUCAACCACUAGUUGCAAUACAUCUGUUGGGACGAGGAGCUGAUCCAAAUACCCUUUCCGCCUCUGGAUACUCGCUACUCAAUACGAAAUAUUGUUAUGGAAACAAGGAAGGAGAGUCGCUGUUAGAUCUUGUCGCCAUUAAAACCUGGCAAUUACGCGAUUAUAAGGAAAGCUCCGGCGCAGAACCACCAUUGCCCUUGGAAUGUGAUGAAAGUUACCUAUCGCCCUACAAAGAAGGGACCUAUCAAAUGCGUGUUGCCAAGGCACGCUUGGAAGAGGAAAAUACUAGGUUCAAAAAGGAGCAGGAGAGCUAUGAAAGUAAGAUAAAAGAGGCUGAGAACCUCAAGGGCCUCGAAGAGAAGAAAUGUGCGGUUGAAGCCCUUCUCCACGACUUUAAAGCUCUUGAGUCGGCAUUGGUUGCGAAAGGGGCCAAAACAUUCAAGGAACUAUAUCCAGAUGUUGAUGGUUCCGAAUAUAUGCAUAGGUGGCGAACUAACAAUCCAUGGAAGCGCGAGCCAUUCAAAAUCGAAUUCAUUUUUAAUGCUCCAGAUCUAUCAGAUGAGAAGCAAAAAGGCUAUAUAAAACUGUUCGAAGCUGCAUGGUUGGGUGACCUUGAGACCAUCAAAUUACUGACGUUAGAGAUGUGGGGUCCUAAUAAGGAUAUGUCUCCUCUCUCAGCUGCUGUGAGCGAUAGUACCGGAGCUUCUCCAUUUUCUUUGGCAGUUCUGCGGGGCCAUCUCGAUGUCGCAAAAGCCAUUCUUCAAAUUGUGCGGGCACAAUACAAACCAGAGGUUCCUGCUCAAAAGACCUUUAGGAUGGACUCAGAUAAUGAAAGCGACUAUUCCGAUAACGAUCCCGAUAACGAUGAUGUUUCGUGUGAAGGCGAACUUGCAAUCACAGGCGAAAAGAUAUGCGAUGAAUUCACUAUUGAUAAUAUCGGCGAGACGGCUACCAAGGCAGAGAGUAACGUUUCGCCUCUUCAAGUCUUGCAAAAGCCUUGCAAGAUCGGUCUACUUCUAGACCACGAAGACUGCAAGGUUAAUGUUUGGAGUAAUCCAGAUCUUUUUGACCAUGCCAUCGUGAAUGAUAAUAUCGACUUGUUAAGAUUCCUCCUUGACCUUGGACAAUCUGAAGUCAUUAGUGGGGUGGAGAAUGGUUCUUAUACCUUAUUAUCUGACCACCAUCUUGAUAAAGCAAUACAAUGUGGUCAGCCUCGAUUCCUUGCGGAGAUUAUCAGUCGAACUGGAGCUGGGUUGCCACUCAACAAAUUUGUGGAGGAAAGUGGAAUUGUUCUCAAAAACAAGUCUCGAUAUUACCAAGGUUUAUCAAUCCAUGGGAAGAAACGUGAGGACUGGGCUGCCGCUGCUGGCCAAGAAGCUCCUACAGCCGCACAGGAUAAGUCAGCUCCACUUCUUCUUCGGGCAGCUGUUUAUGGGAACCUAAGUGCCGUAGAGUGGUUACUCAGUACAGCCCCUAAACGACAUUACAUGGACUAUGCAAAUUCCAACAAACAAGACAAGAGGCUGAGGAAGCUAGCUCAAAUAGACAAUGGAAUUGAGGGAUCCAUCCAAAAAUGGCUCAAUUUAAGGAAUGAUCUUCUCCUGCAUUGUGCUAUUCUGUCUAGAGAAAACGACGAGUCUACGAGACUCGUCAAAUAUAUCGUAGACAAUCUUCCAAAUUGUCUUGAAACGAAAUCUCCCAAAGGAUAUACACCUUUGCUUCUCGCCUUCUCCAAACAGAGAUGCCGUUUCGCCAAAAUUCUCAUCGAUGCCGGUGCCAACCAGGAAGCCCGUGACAUUAAGGGCAAUAACAUCCUCCACAUACUUCUCCGACCAAAUGGCGGAAAAUUAUAUCCAAUGGAGUUGGAACCGAUCAAGACUCUCCUUGAUUUUCUGGACCCUCGUCUACUCUCUUCCCUCCUUACGGCCCGCUCCUCAGAUGAGCCGGGGGCACUUACACCCUUCGCUUCUUGGAUACAUAGCUUAACAGCAGGUGGCCAAGGUUUAGUGGGUGAUGAGAAGCUCAAGGUCACAAAGUUACUACUUGACUUUGCUGAACCCACUGGACAAACUCAUCUCGAACUGCUUGACGGAGCUGGAAAUACACCCAUUCACAACGCCGUUAGAUGUCAACAAACAUACUUACUUAAACUGAUGCUAGAACGCCGUCCAGAUCUACUUACACGGGAGAACUCGACGGGCAGUACCCCGAUGGAGCUGGCGAGGGAUGCCUGGGCUACCAAGGCCACAUCCGACCCACCAAAGCUUCCCACGUUUACGAUGGCAGAUCGAUACUAUAGCUCACAUAACCUAUUGUAUACUCCAGCUAUUCUUGCAGAAAAGCCCGAAUUCUUUGUUCUCGGCAAGACUAAGAAAGGAAGGGGCCGCGCUUCCAUUUAUAAAACAUGUCUAAGCUUCGUGCCAACUGAAGAAACGAACAGAAAGAGGAAGCUUGUUAGCCUGUUUGAAGCCAACGACGUUGCAAAGCGGGUGGAUACACGAGUUAAGCCACGAUUUAGGAGAAGGUUGGAUAAUAAUAUUGAGGGAGACGAUGAGGUUUCUAAAUGGUACGAUUGGCACCGAUAG